AUGGCUAUGGACAACGGAAAGCCGCGCUAUCUCGGCGUCACCCCGCCGAUAUCGACAAACGAAUCCACGCAAAGGGAAAAGGAAGUAACGCAAACGCUGAUGGAGGAGCUCCGGCGGCAGAACACAUUCGAAAGCGAGGAGGAGGCGAAGACACGAGAGAUUGUGCUUGGCCGUGUGGCGGGUCUUGUGAAAGCCUUCGUCAAGAAGGUCUCGCUCAUGCGUGGGUUUACGGAUGCGACAGCAGAGGCGGCAGGCGGCAAGAUCUUUACAUUCGGUUCAUAUCGAUUAGGGGUACAUGGACCAGGCUCCGAUAUUGAUACGCUCUGUGUCGUUCCGAAGCAUGUCACUCGUGAAGACUUUUUCGACAUUUUCGAGCAUAUGCUUCGUGAGACGGAGGGUGUAGUCGAGGUUUCGGGAGUUCCCGGGGCUUUUGUGCCCAUUAUCGGAUGCAAGAUAUCCGGUAUACCCCUCGACCUAUUGAUGGCGCGCCUUGAGUUGUCGACAAUCCCGGAUGACUUGUCGUUACAAGACGACAAUCUGCUCCGACAUCUUGAUGAUUCUACUAUCCGUAGCCUGAAUGGUUCGCGCGUCACGGACGAGAUUCUUCGCCUGGUUCCUAACGUUGCCGUCUUUCGGGAUGCCCUACGAUGCAUCAAGCUAUGGGCAAAUCGACGCGCUAUAUAUUCGAAUGUCAAUGGCUUCCUCGGCGGUGUGGCGUGGGCGAUGCUCGUGGCGCGCAUAUGCCAACUAUAUCCGAACGCUCUUGCAGGCGCCAUCGUAAGCAGGUUUUUCAUCAUCAUGUAUCAAUGGACCUGGCCGCAACCCGUUCUCUUGAAACAAAUCGAGGAAGGUCCGCUGCCUGUUCGCGUGUGGAAUCCGAAGCUAUAUCCCGCCGACCGCUCUCACCGCAUGCCGAUCAUCACGCCGGCUUACCCAUCGAUGUGCGCAACGCAUAACGUCACGGCUUCAACGCAAAUGAUCAUGACCGAGGAGUUCAAGAAAGGCGCCGACGUUGUGGAUAAGGUCAUCAUCGGAAAGGCAGACUGGUCUCAACUCUUCCAGAAGCACGACUUCUUCCACAAGUACAGAUAUUACCUUCAAAUCGUUGCGUCGACUGGAUCUGCCGAUCUUCAACUCAAGUGGCAGGGUACGGUCGAGUCAAGGAUACGCCAACUAGUCAUGAAGCUUGAGUUCGUUGACGCACUCGCGCUUUCUCAUCCGUUCGUCAAGGGCUUCGAGAAGGUAUAUUAUUGCAUAUCGGACGACGAAGUGAAGGCAACAGGCAUGGGAAACAUUAGCGAGACCGUCGAAAAACGCAAGCCCGAAGAUGUCAAAGACCAACCAAGUGUACAGUUGGUUUAUACUACGACUUUCUACAUCGGCCUCGCCCUUGAAGCGAAACCUGCUGGGGCAUCGGGGCCAAGGAAGCUGGACAUCUCAUGGCCAACGGGCGAGUUCACUAAGAUGUGCAAGAUGUGGGACCAGUACGAAGAGAACAAGAUGGGCAUCUACGUUAGGCAUAUCAAGAGCUCCGCCCUUCCUGAUUAUGUGUUUGGCGAUGGCGAACGUCAGCCCAAGCCAUCUAAGAAGCGCCCGAAAUCUUCCAAGGCGAAUGGCGACUUAAAUGGCUCAGCCGACUUGCCAGCCUCGAAGAGACCUCGGCUUCCGGACUCUACCACAUCUACGUCGCCAACAUCUCAUGUCGUUAACCCUGGCCAAGCACCAAUGUCCAUACUCGCGCCUACACCUGGUCAACAACCGUCAACCGGACGCGCAAUCUUAACGGCGACAUCGGUACAAGAUCCUGCCUCAAUCAAGUCGCCAAGUCUGCCCUUCGGGGAGAACGUCGUGGUUGCCACUGGCUCAGAGAUCCCCUUCUGA
Molecule: messenger RNA, 1881 nt
Organism: Peniophora sp. CBMAI 1063
Lineage: Eukaryota; Fungi; Basidiomycota; Agaricomycetes; Russulales; Peniophoraceae
Source: the annotation of a GenBank genome assembly